GUCAGCAGAAGACAUCACCCAUCGAUCAUCAAAGCACCUGCUUGGCAAGCCAGCCGAAUCCUCCAUCCCAAUGGAGCUUCCUCAGUGGGUCUCCUUCCUCGCUGUCGUGCUCACCACGGUGAUCUUUCUCAAGGCCGUGCUCCGCCGCCGCAGCAGCCGCAAGUACAACCUCCCGCCGGGUCCCAAGGCGUGGCCGAUCAUCGGCAACCUCAACCUCAUCGGCGCGCUCCCGCACCGCUCCAUCCACGCGCUCUCCAAGCAGUACGGCCCGCUCAUGCAGCUCCAGUUCGGCUCCUUCCCCUGCGUCGUCGGCUCCUCUGUCGAGAUGGCCAAGUUCUUCCUCAAGACCCAUGACGUCGUCUUCACCGACCGCCCCAAGUUCGCCGCCGGCAAGCACACCACCUACAACUACAGCGACAUCACCUGGUCCCCCUACGGCGCCUACUGGCGCCAGGCCCGCAAGAUGUGCCUCACCGAGCUCUUCAGCGCCAGGCGCCUCCAGUCCUAUGAGUACAUCCGCAGCGAGGAGGUGCUCGCCCUCCUCCGCGACCUGCAUCGCGGCGCCACCGCUGCCGGCGCCGGCCGCACCCUGGUGAUCAAGGACUACCUGUCCACCGUGAGCCUCAACGUGAUCACGCGCAUGGUCAUGGGCAAGAAGUACCUCGAGAAGGAGGUGAGGGACGAGAGCGGCGCGAUGAUCACCACGCCCGACGAGUUCAAGUGGAUGAUCGACGAGCUCUUCCUCCUCAACGGCGUGCUCAACAUCGGCGACUCCAUCCCGUGCCUUGACUGGAUGGACCUGCAGGGGUACAUUAAGAGGAUGAAGAAGCUCAGCAAGAUGUUCGACCGCUUCCUGGAGCACGUCGUGGAGGAGCACAGCGAGCAGCGCCGCCGCGACGGCGAGAGCUUCGUGGCCAAGGACAUGGUCGACGUGCUGCUGCAGUUCGCCAGCAACCCCGACCUUGAGGUCAAGCUCAACAGGGAGGGCGUCAAAGCUUUCACUCAGGAUCUCAUUGCUGGCGGCACAGAAAGCUCAGCGGUGACGGUGGAGUGGGCUCUCUCGGAGCUCCUGAAGAAGCCCGAGGUGUUCGCCAAGGCGACAGAGGAGCUGGACCGCAUCGUCGGCCGAGGCCGUUGGGUCACUGAGAAGGACAUACCGAGCCUCCCCUACAUGGACGCCAUCGUGAAGGAGACGAUGCGGCUGCACCCGGUGGCACCGAUGCUGGUGCCCCGCCUCUCCCGCGAGGACACCUCCAUCGGUGGCUAUGACAUCCCUGCCGGCACGCGGGUGCUCGUCAGCGUGUGGACCAUCGGGCGUGACCCAGAGCUGUGGGACGCGCCGGAGGAGUUCAUGCCGGAGCGGUUCCUCGGCAGCAGGCUCGACGUCAAGGGGCAGGACUAUGAGCUGCUGCCGUUCGGGUCGGGACGCAGGAUGUGCCCCGGGUAUAGUCUGGGACUUAAAGUGAUUCAGGUGAGCUUGGCAAACCUGCUGCACGGUUUCGAGUGGAAGCUCCCACAUGGCGUGGAGCUGAACAUGGAGGAGAUCUUCGGUCUGUCUACUCCGCGCAAGUUCCCGCUUGAGGCUGUUGUAGAGCCCAAGCUCCCAGCUCACCUCUACGAAUGAACACGGUUGCAUACGUGUGACUCAAGUACUUAUUAGUUCGUUAUUACUAAUACUUUUGUUUUUGCACUUUUUGUUGUAUUAUUUCGGUCAUGUGUCAUGUUGUUCAUGUGUAGCGUAGAGUCAAGUGGAAUAAACUGAAAAUUGUAUAAACUGUAGCUCUAUAGUAGAUUGUGCUAAUUCAGGAUCAUUUUGUAUUA
Messenger RNA from Lolium rigidum, 1821 nucleotides. Its product is annotated as trimethyltridecatetraene synthase-like. Bases 71 to 1624 code for a protein of 517 amino acids. Gene Ontology annotation, molecular function: heme binding; monooxygenase activity; oxidoreductase activity, acting on paired donors, with incorporation or reduction of molecular oxygen. The transcript is spliced from 2 exons. The record is from RefSeq and is a predicted model, not a curated record. NCBI's taxonomy places the organism in Eukaryota, Viridiplantae, Streptophyta, Magnoliopsida, Poales, Poaceae.